Messenger RNA from Petromyzon marinus (sea lamprey), 1942 nucleotides. Lineage: Eukaryota; Metazoa; Chordata; Hyperoartia; Petromyzontiformes; Petromyzontidae. The record is from RefSeq and is a predicted model, not a curated record.
GGGGGGGGGGGGGGGGGCGCGACGAGCUGCCCCUCCUUCGCCUCCUCCUCGUCGUCGUCCUGCUCCUCCACGGACGAGCGGCUGCCACCCUUCGCCGCGCCGCUCCUCGCCGGCAGCAGCAGCGGCUGCGAGAGCCCCGGCUCGCCGAGCCGCGGGGAGUCCAGCAAGAAGCUGAAAGGAGGCUACAUCCCCAGCUACCUGGAGAAGGAUGAGCCGUGCGUGGUGUGCGGGGACAAGGCCACGGGCUACCACUACCGCUGCAUCACCUGUGAGGGCUGCAAGGGGUUUUUCCGGCGCACGAUCCAGAAGAAGCUGCACCCGUCGUACGCCUGCAAGUUCGGCGGCCGCUGCGCCGUGGACCGGGUGACUCGCAACCAGUGCCAGGAGUGCCGCUUCCGCAAGUGCUUGGCUGCCGGGAUGGCGGCCGACUUGGUGCUGGACGAGAGCAAGCGGCAGGCGAAGCGCCGUCUCAUCGCCGACAACCGCGAGCGCCGGCGGCAGGAGGAGCUGCAGCGGAGCCUGAAGGAGCGACCGGAACCAAGCGACGAGGAGUGGGACCUCAUCCGCGUCGUCACCGACGCUCACCGUGCCACCAACGCGCAGGGCAGCACCUGGAAGCAGCACCGCAAGUUCAUGUCGGAGGACAUCGGCCAUGGCUCGGUGAUCUCGAGUCGUGAUGGAGACAAGGUGGACCUGCAGGCGUUCGGCCACUUCACCCGCAUCAUCACGCCCGCCAUCACCCGCGUGGUCGAUUUUGCCAAGAAGCUACCCAUGUUCACGGAGCUGCCGUGCGAGGACCAGAUCGUGCUGCUCAAGGGCUGCUGCAUGGAGAUCAUGUCGCUCCGCGCGGCCGUGCGCUACGAGUUUGAGAGCGACACGCUCACGCUCAACGGGGAGGUGGCCGUGAAGCGCGAGCAGCUCAAGAACGGCGGCCUGGGCGUCGUAUCGGACGCCAUCUUUGAGCUGGGCCGCUCGCUCGCCGCGUUCGAGCUCGACGACUCGGAAGUGGCGCUGCUGCAGGCCAUCCUGCUCAUGUCCUCCGACCGUCCGGGCCUGGUGAGCGUGGACAAGGUGGAGAAGAUGCAGGAGACCUACCUGCUCGCCUUCGAGCACUACGUCAACCACCGCAAGCACGCCAUGCGCUUCUUCUGGCCCAAGCUGCUCAUGAAGGUCACCGACCUGCGCCUCAUCGGUGCCUGCCACUCCAGCCGCAUCCUGCACAUGAAGGUCACCUGCCCCUCCGAGCUCUUCCCGCCACUCUUCCUCGAGGUGUUUGAGGACUGACGGAGCCACGGAACCCGGGGGUGGGGGGGGGGCUAGCGGGACGGAGCGGCCGGCGUGGGCGGCGCCGUCGCCGGGAAACCCCGGAGAGGAGCGCGAGGCCGCGAAGAACGAGCGAGCGAUCGGUCUCGAGAGAUGGGGCGCCGGCGGUUCUGAGCACCGCCACGCCCGGCUGCUUGCGGCCGGCAGAGAGCCACCCGGCGCGUGACCGGCUCGCCGCUCCGCGGACACUGAAGCCGCUUCCCCGCGUUCCCCGAACGGGCCUGCACUUAAACGAGACGACUCCUACCGUCCACUUCACGGCACUUCGUCCGACUCUAAGUAUUUGCCGGGAACCGGCAGCGACGACGCCCGGGUGCGGCCUCCCGAGGGCGUGGCGUGUUUCAUUUCUCUUAGUCGGACGGCCACGGCGCGUCGCUCCGUCCCCUCGGGAAGCUCCUCGCUUCCCCCGUGCCGGACCGCUCGGUCGGCCGGCUGGCCGAGCCGAUGGCCCCUCGACGCCACGGCCCGCCGAGGCCCUCGCCGCGGCUGCCGCGCUCAAAGGAAUGCCGAGGAGGUACAGUGACGCUCGCCCGAAGGCGAUGUACAAAGUGACGAACUGGGUGCGUGGUGUCCUGAUGUGUUACAGUUCUCGGACCAAUUAAACCAAGUUUAUUUCUUA